This is a messenger RNA of Pomacea canaliculata, 3385 nucleotides long. RefSeq names its product collagenase 3-like. The record is from RefSeq and is a predicted model, not a curated record. The coding region runs from base 202 to 2082 and encodes 626 amino acids. Gene Ontology annotation, cellular component: extracellular matrix. NCBI's taxonomy places the organism in Eukaryota, Metazoa, Mollusca, Gastropoda, Architaenioglossa, Ampullariidae. Gene Ontology annotation, biological process: proteolysis; extracellular matrix organization; collagen catabolic process. The transcript has 12 exons. Gene Ontology annotation, molecular function: zinc ion binding; metalloendopeptidase activity.
GAACUCGCCAUUACAUCCCCGUGUCAAAGUAACAAUUGGAGACGUACAGGAAUAGAACAGAUCGUGAUACCAGAGACAUUACCAGUUAACUUUAUGUUACAAAAAAAAAAUCUUGGAAGGAUUUUGCAGAAGAGAAGAAAUAAAAGGAUCUGAGGAUUUAAAAAAAAAAAUUCAAUAGAGUGAAGCAAGUGUGAUAUCAGAAUGACUGCAGCGACUGUUUGGAGAUGGAGUGUCCUGACUGCAGUAGUCGUAGUCGUAGUCACAUACAGCAGAGCUGCACCAGCAACAGACUUUGAGCAUCAGGAGGUGAAGACCGUCAGACAAGUCACACAGUCAGUGACUAGCGUAGCGCCAGCGGCGAGCGCUCUCCAAGAUCGUUUUGCGAACAACGAGAAGGAAGACAAUGUCCAAAUGGCGGAGAAUUUCCUCUCUAGUUAUGGCUACUUCCGAAAGGGCCAGUCGCUCUCCUUCCCAGCUGCUCCAGUGACAGGAGCAGGCGAGAAGAGGUACAAGAGGGACGCGACCUCUGACCUUACUGAUGCUGUGAGGAUGUUUCAGAGCUUCUACGGACUCCCGCAGACAGGAAGACUUGACGAAGCCACAGUGGACCUGAUGAAGAGGGACCGAUGCGGGGUGGCUGACAUUCCAGAGGAUGACGACAACACCAGAGUAGCGCGCUCGACAGAUUCCGAGAGUCCGCAGUCAAUCAACUAUGGUGGAGCGAGAUGGCAGCACAACACCCUGACAUGGAAACUCGGCAUCGCCACCAAACGGCUGGACGAGUCCGAUCAACGGAAAGUAAUGCACGAUGCGUUUCACCUGUGGAAAGAGCAAGUACCUCUGGAGUUUCAAGAGGUCACGAGAGAAGACCCAGCAGACAUUGUGGUACUUUUCGGCACCGGUCACCAUGGCGACAAGUCCCCUUUUGAUGGACGAGGCAAGGUCUUGGCGCAUGCGUACGCGCCCGGAAGAAAUGAGCUCGCGGGAGACAUCCACUUCGAUGACGAUGAGCCGUGGACGACGAACACCAAGGAGGGAUCUGACCUGUUGUCGGUGGCCAGCCACGAGCUGGGUCACUCUCUGGGCCUGGGGCACUCUCGUGACCCCAGUGCACUCAUGUACGCGUUCUACGGCAUGCAGACGGAGCUGACACUGGGCGACGACGACAUUCAGGCCAUCCAGACAUUGUAUGGAGUGGUAUCAGGAACAGGCACAGGUUCACGACCCGCGACCAAGCGACCUCCUACCACCGUCAGACCCAUGUGGGUUAAAAGUUUCAUCACUAGGCAACCACUACCUCCAGCAAGUGAGCCCCCGACAACAGCAGGAUGCGGUAUUGACUUCGACUUCAUCAUCAAAGAUCACCAGGACGUCUUCAUCGGCAUCACGGGAAACGAAGCUCACCGCUUUACAUCAUCCGGAGCGUUGCCAGGCAACCCAGUUUCCUUGGACACACUUUUUCCUGGAGCCCUGUUCCGUCCUAAUGCCGUGUUUUCGGUCCCUGAAAGAAAAGCCACUUAUUUCAUUGCUGGAAAUCGUGUGUGGCGCUACACGGACCAUGCCCUGGACAGUGGUUAUCCCCAAAACCUCAACAUCGACUUUCCUGAUGUCAUCCGCUUUGUCCUGGCCCUCCCGGACACCACAGGCCAACCAAGGUUUUUCGUUUUCGGUAGUACCCACUGGGUGGAGUACGACUUCGAUCAGCCUCGUCAACAGUCACCUCGACAUUACCUGAUACCUCAGUACUGGCCAGGUGUGACGACUGAUGUCAAGUACGGAAUUGCCUGGAAUGACGGAAAUACCUACCUUAUCACACCUGACAGCCAUGUUGUCUUCAAUAUCUUCCGGCGUUCAUCGAAUUCCGGAAAGCAGCCCGGGUGUCCACCCUGGUUGCGAGCUUUAAAUCUGCAAGCAUCACCAUCACAGCAAUACUCGAGGUCUGCUGCGAGUGGUCUGUCGGCCUGGUCUUGGAUGUUGUUAACUCUGUUGGUAUCACUGGGUGUGUGUCUACCCGGCAAUGCCGCUAUAUGUCAGUUGUUGUUGUUGUUUAGACACAGGACACAGAGAUGUCACUCAACAUGAAUUUCGCCAUGACAGUUAGCCGCUCGUUUCCUGAUGAUAAGGCAGGGUGUGGACACAAGGAAACCAUAAAUGUUAAUACCAUUAACACCAACAAGAUUAAUUAUUGUGUUUGAGAGCUUCAUGCUGUAUAUAAGUGUAAUAGAGAAGUUCAUACUUACAAGGCAGCUUGUCCAGAAUCCAUCAUGGCCUUCAUUGAUGUACUUGAAGUUUUUUUGAUGACUUUGAUGAUGACUCACAUCAUCAUUUAUUUAUUUAUUUGCUACACUCAACAUUAAUUUGAUCAGCUGCCUCACUUCCUCACAAUCUACUUUCUGGUUGAUGUGACUGUUAAAAAUGUUUGGUCAAACAAAUCUACCUCCCAGCUAGUCUUUCGAACAAACGUUUAUUUUUGUUUAGUGUUUGUUUAUUUAUUUGGCAAAGGUUAGGGGUGAUCCUUCGCCAACUUAAAAAUCUAAUAUUGCUGCAGAUUGAAUGUUUUUGAUAUAGAAUAAGAGAAUGUGCUUUUGUCUGUGCGUGGGUGCGUGCCGGCGUCCGUGUGUGUGUGUGUGAGAGAGAGAAUGUAAGGUAAAGAGAAAAAGACACACACACAACCCUGUAACUCCUUUACAAGUUUGAGGUUUAGCAUGGAUUCAUUUUUGGAUGGUUGAAUGCUGCGUGACUUCGUUUAUUCCAAAACCAAAGAAAGAAGGGAAGAGAGAGAAAGAAAGAUUGCAUGUUUGCAUUUCUCUCCAUGUUUGCAUCUGAGAGCGUGCGUGUGUGUGUGUGUGUGCUUUCUCUCCUGUUGUUAUCGUCUGUGAGUGUGGCACACUUCCUGAAGGGUUGUUGCUUAUUAUAUUGCAUCAGACAGUGAGUAGUAAUCAGUAGACAUGUGAGUCAGCCAUGCUAAUACCCGGAUGUCCUGCUGCGGUCCCUAGGAUGAUGACUUGUGUCAAGCUAGGCAAUGUCCUCUCAGAGAGUCACAAAGCCAAACCCCGAGAAACCAAACAGAGAACAAGAAAUAAAAAUAUAUUGUUUGGGUUUUUUUUUUACUGUUUCCUAGAGUCCUGUUUGUCUAGAACUGCCGCCUGUCAUUGUGAGAGCCACCUCGAGGAUUGGCAUCUUUUUCUCCCAUAUACACGGAGCAAAAAAAAAAAAAAGAAAGCAAGGAUAUUGCAAGGAUGCUCUCUCUCUCUUUGUCUCUGAAUCGCUAAUGUCUCGUUUCUCUCUCUUUUUUUGUUUUUUUGUUCUUUUUCUUACCGAUGCUGUUCAGUUGUCAGUUUGAAAGAGUUAUUAACCCACAAAAUAAAACAGCUCAACUUCAAGA